Phalaenopsis equestris is the source of this 1069-nucleotide messenger RNA. RefSeq names its product probable xyloglucan endotransglucosylase/hydrolase protein B. NCBI's taxonomy places the organism in Eukaryota, Viridiplantae, Streptophyta, Magnoliopsida, Asparagales, Orchidaceae. Gene Ontology annotation, cellular component: apoplast; cell wall. Bases 36 to 920 code for a protein of 294 amino acids. The transcript is spliced from 4 exons. The record is from RefSeq and is a predicted model, not a curated record. Gene Ontology annotation, biological process: xyloglucan metabolic process; cell wall biogenesis. Gene Ontology annotation, molecular function: hydrolase activity, hydrolyzing O-glycosyl compounds; xyloglucan:xyloglucosyl transferase activity.
AUCUUCAUCCCACCCAUUCCAUUGACAAUCCUCCAAUGGACUCUUCUUCCUCCUCUCUAUCUCUCUGUUUGCUUGCACUACUCUCUGUAAUGAGCUUAGCCGCCCAGCCGAGAAAGCCUGUCGAUGUGCCAUUUCAGACCAACUAUGUGCCCACCUGGGCAAGCGAUCAUAUCAAAUACAUCAAUGGUGGGAAGGAAGUCCAACUCUACUUAGAUAAAUAUACAGGCACUGGCUUUCAGUCCAAGGGAUCUUACCUGUUCGGACACUUCAGCAUGCAGAUGAAGCUUGUUCCGGGUGAUUCUGCCGGCAUUGUCACUGCAUUUUAUCUUUCUUCGCAAAACUCGGAGCAUGAUGAGAUAGAUUUUGAGUUCUUGGGAAACAGGAGUGGGCAGCCAAGUAUUUUACAGACUAAUGUGUUCACUGGAGGAAAGGGGGAUAGAGAGCAGAGAAUAUAUCUCUGGUUUGAUCCUACGAAGGGAUACCAUGAUUACUCUAUUCUAUGGAACUUGUUUCAGAUUGUAUUCUAUGUGGACGAUGUGCCAAUAAGGGUGUUCAAGAACAGCAAAGAUCUGGGCGUGCGCUUCCCCUUCAACCAGCCCAUGAAAAUCUACUCAAGUCUGUGGAACGCCGACGAUUGGGCGACGAGAGGGGGGCUUGAGAAGACCAACUGGACCAACGCCCCCUUCGUCGCGGCCUACCGGAGCUUCCAUAUCGAUGGCUGCGAGGCUUCCGUGGAGGCCAAGUUCUGUGCCACGCAGGGCAAGAGAUGGUGGGAUCAGAAGGAGUUUCAGGACUUGGAUGGCUUGCAGUACCGGCGACUCUAUUGGGUUCGCAAGAAAUUUACUAUUUAUAACUAUUGUUCUGAUCGGUCUCGUUAUCCUGUUGUGCCGCCGGAGUGUCGCCGUGAUAGGGAUUACUGAGGUUGGUGCAGUUGAGUUGUGCGUUCAUGGUGUUCGAUGAAAUGCUUGAAAAAAGUUGGGAGGUGGUGAUUCUAUUUUGUUGAGCUGAUUGGUUAUGUGUAUUUGUUAGGUUUUCUAUGGAAUAUAUAAGUUUUAAUUAAUUAUCAGUA